Lolium rigidum is the source of this 1408-nucleotide messenger RNA. RefSeq lists its product as uncharacterized. The transcript has 9 exons. NCBI's taxonomy places the organism in Eukaryota, Viridiplantae, Streptophyta, Magnoliopsida, Poales, Poaceae. Bases 54 to 1133 code for a protein of 359 amino acids. The record is from RefSeq and is a predicted model, not a curated record.
GCGCUCCCGUCGCCGUCUCCAUCCUCCCGGCCUGCUCCCUCUCUCUUCACCCAAUGGAGGCUCUCUCCGGCGCCGCCGCCUCCUCCUCCCUCCUCCCGACCUUCCCCGCCUGCCAGCCGCCAUCCCGCGUAGCGCUCCGCGCCCGCCCCUGCGGGCCCCUCCGCGCGGCCGGCGGCGGCGGCGGCGGGAGCAAGGACGAAGCCGUCAGGCCGAACGGGACUCCCUCCAUCAAGUCCAAGAGCGAUCCAAGUCUAAAUGGAGCUCUCUCGCCGGUCACAUCUGAAAAGCCGCACAAGACCGUAUCAGCCAAUACUACUCCUGACUCGAGCGGAUCCAGAGCUGGCUUGUUCAGAACUCCUAUUUCUGGUGGUGUGCAGAGCGCAACUUUUGCCCAUGGUUUGCCUCCACCAGCUUUGGCUGUUCGCAAUUUAAUGGAACAGGCGAGAUUUGCUCAUCUAUGCACUGUCAUGUCUGGCAUGCAUCAUCGACGCGCUGGAUACCCAUUUGGUUCACUUGUUGAUUUUGCUAAUGACUCAAUGGGCCACCCAAUAUUUUCUCUAUCGCCGUUAGCAAUCCACACAAGAAACUUGCUCUCCGAUCCAAGAUGCACACUUGUUGUCCAGGUGCCUGGAUGGAGUGGGCUGUCUAAUGCGCGUGUCACGAUAUUUGGUGAUGUCUACCCUUUGCCAGCUGAACAACAGGAAUGGGCUCAUAAGCAAUAUGUAGCAAAACAUCAACAGUGGGCAUCUCAGCAGUGGGGAAAUUUUUACUACUACAGGAUGCAGAACAUAAGUGACAUAUACUUCAUUGGAGGCUUUGGCACUGUUGCAUGGGUUGAUGUGAAACAGUACGAAGUUAUGCAACCUGACAAGAUAGCAGUUGACGGUGGCGAACAAAGCUUAAAGGAGUUGAAUGCAAUUUUCUCUAAACCACUUCGAGAGUUCAUGUCCGCGGAAGGGGAGGUUGAUGAUGCUGCUCUUAUAUCAGUAGACAGCAAAGGAAUAGACAUACGGGUUCGCCAGGGGGCACAGUUCAACAUUCAGAGGCUUGCGUUUGAUGUGCCGUACAAGGUGGAGACUCUAGAGGAGGCCAAGAGAGCACUGCAUAAGAUAAUCAAGACAGGCAGCAAAUAAAGUGAAGAUCGCGUGCGACCGGCAUUUGCUCAGUUUCUCCAGCACUACAAGCUUGUGUCGUGACCCCACAAAAAUAAUGAAGGAUGAUGUAAUGUAGCAUGCAUGAGUGUGAAAUAAGAUGGGUAUCUCUUACAUAAUGAGAAUGUUUGUAGGAAGAAAUUGCCAAAUAGUGUACCCAUAUGCUUGUAUUGCUUUAACUGUAGACUGUAGAGUAGACCAUGCUGCUUGUGGAAACCGAACACUUUUGUCGGAUGAGCUAGUCGUUGAUUUCCGCA